GUCUCUAUUACAUCGUCGCGCGCGGCAGACGAAAAAAAUUUAAAUUUUGACGCGGAUUCGAAUUUGGAAUAGCGGCAAUAUUUAUUGUCUGUGCUGUGUCGAAUGCAGUGAAAGGGUGUAGUGAAAACGUUGAAAUAUCAGUAAAAAACACAAACGAUAUGUGUAAUCAUAAUAAAAAAAUAAAAUCAGUAUGCAACCGAUGAAGGAAUCUCUAUGGAUAUCAAUAAUAAAACAUAGAGAUGCUAGAGUAUGUCCCAAAAAUAACACUGGAAAAAGAAGAAAAAAAUUCAAAAUUCGAAGACCAUCAUGGCGGACGAAAUGGCGCGAAUUCGGCGUGGUGUUGCCGUUGUUGAUUUUGAAUGUUGGACAAGCGAAUGCUGUAGAAAGUCUAACCUCCCGUGUGCUCGCAUCUUUCCUCGGCUACCCUACAUCGUGCACUCUGGGCGAUGACGUCAUACCAUGUACUCUGUCUAUAUCCUGCUGGCUCCGAGGUGGGACAAAGACGAAGGGCUGCGGCGAGGGUUGGCUGUUCUCUUGCUGUGUGAACGAACAGAACGAUUUGGAUAAUAGUAUACCAUCAUCAGAUUGGCGAUAUAAAGUACCGCCAAAGCUGAGGGUAGUUCCACAGAGAAAAGUUAUUCCGCCCAAUGUCUUCCGACGAAGGGUUGACGAAGAUGUUAAUCAGAUCGACUGUGGUCUUCCGUCAACCAGGGUACUUCAGAAGCGAAUCAUCGGGGGUCGUGAGGCGAGGUUUGCUGAGUUCCCGUGGCAGGCGCACGUCAGGAUAUCUGAGUAUCAAUGCGGUGGUGUGCUUUUAUCCCGCUGGUACGUGGCGACGGCGGCGCACUGCGUGUCGCGCGCGCGGCUGCGCGACGUGGCCGUGUGGCUCGGCGCGCUCGACACCAGCGCGGGCUCGCACACUGCCAGGAGAUUGGGGGUGGUUCAGAAAAUCCUGCACCCCUUAUUCCAAUUUCGUACUACCCAGCCAGACCGAUACGAUAUAGCUUUGUUAAAGCUUUCCCGACCCAUCAUAUACACUAGUAACAUCCUGCCGAUUUGCUUGCCCGAAAUGGACUUGCAGUUGGGGGGCAAGUCUGGGGUGAUCGCUGGUUGGGGCAAGACGGACGCGAGCUUGGGGCACACGGGGACUAAUUUGUUGAGGUCUGCUACUGUACCUAUAUUGAGUACAGAGCAAUGCAUAAAAUGGCAUCAGAGCAAACAGAUAUCCGUCGAGAUUCAUUCUGAAAUGAUCUGCGCGGGACAUUCGGACGGACACCAGGAUGCCUGUCUAGGCGAUUCAGGCGGUCCCCUAAUAGUUAAGGACAACGGCCGUUUCUACCUCGCCGGCAUCACGUCCGCCGGCUUCGGCUGCGGCGUGGACCACCAGCCUGGUAUCUACCACAAUGUGCUCACUACCGCCAGCUGGAUACGCGAUAUUGUGCACCCGACGGCUAAUUAUAUUGACUUUUGAAGUGUGCGGGCUUUUCGAGAAAUUAUACAAUUAAUUGUACGGGCUUUUGGGGAUAUUGUAAAAACUCUUUCGGCUUUAAAUGGAAUAAGAGUAUAGUAUAAGAGGUUCAAAAUUGUUUUUAAUUUGUAUAAUGUAAUAAGUUCUAGAUUUCUUUAUUAAUUGCAUAUAGUUUAAUCAUUAAUGCUUUAAUGUAAAUAUUUUAAUUAUCGAUGCAUAUCCACUUCUAAAUACAACCUAAUUAAAAGUUGAUGUAAUUACGGAUUAAAUGUAAUAAUAGAUGUAAAAUAUAUUGAUAUACGAUAUUAAGAUUGCCAAUAUUUGACUUUUUGGUGGGAAAAAUGUGUACAAAUGAUUUGAUACGAUUAAUAAUUGGAAUGAAAUUAUUCAAUUUGUGACAAACUUAUAUAAACAGGCUAACAUUUUUAUUCCUUAUUUUUUAGCAUUAAUUUUAAUACGCCUUUUAUGGACAAAUGUGUAAAAUUUUCUUUUUGUAAGAAAUUGGUUCAUUUAUUGCAGCAAUAUCGUGGUUUGAACAGCUAUAAUAUAAAGCUGGCCACUAACCGCACGACUCUAGCUGAACUGUCUAUAUAUUUAACGAUAUUUUAAUGUAAACAAUGUCGUUUAAUUUUAAUCGUAUUUUAAUUAUUUAUUGCUUUUCAUUAAAAUACUUAUAUUUUAUCGAUUAUAAUGUUAUUAGAAUUAAUUAGCUUAAGACAUGUUUUAGUGAGGUUAGAAAUAAUAUAAUUUAUUUAUUUGUGAAUAUAUAAAAAAAUUAAUAUGUGAAGGAAUAAGGAUUUUUGACACAAUGUAUUGUUUGGAAAUUUAAAAUUUCUCAUAUAGAAACAUAUCAAAAAACUUAUUGAAAGAUAUUCGAAUCUCAUUCCUGUUUGCUUGCCAUUAUUUCAAUUUGAUCUCUUUUGUCAUUGUUGUGCAAUUUAUUUGGAAAUAAAUUAAAAUUGUUCUUU
Messenger RNA from Zerene cesonia (dogface butterfly), 2436 nucleotides. RefSeq names its product serine proteinase stubble-like. The coding region runs from base 191 to 1471 and encodes 426 amino acids. The transcript is spliced from 9 exons. Gene Ontology annotation, molecular function: serine-type endopeptidase activity. The record is from RefSeq and is a predicted model, not a curated record. NCBI's taxonomy places the organism in Eukaryota, Metazoa, Arthropoda, Insecta, Lepidoptera, Pieridae. Gene Ontology annotation, biological process: proteolysis.